UCUGAAUGCAGGCGCGCGGCGGACGAAAUUGCGCACUAAUGCUGAUGUGGCUAAAUGAAACGGGGCGUUUAAGGUGUUUUAAAACUGUUCGGAUGAAAUGAAACGGGCCCGUUUCAUUGAAGCGGGAAGAUGAAAAUGGAUUUCACCAAAAUCCCUAAAAACAUUUCGUGCCCUAAGCCCUUUUCCAUUUCGAACUGCCAAAAUCUUGUGUGUUUUUGAGUCCCCCGUCUGCAACCCCUCACCGAACCCCUCACCGAGAGCUCUUAUGCCAUCAAUCUCCCCCCAAACUCACUUUCGACCGAGCGGCUGUAAUACUCUGAACAAACCUGGUGGUUUGUUCUUCGGGAGCGUGGUCUGAUCGUGGACUCCGUUGCGCAGAUCCGAGGCUCACGAAACCCUAGCCUUGAAUAACAGGUGUCUCUCUCGUUCUCUCUCGCUUGAUGGAAUCUUUAAUGACACUUUGUUUUCCUUAAAUCAUACAUAUAUGUUGAAUAAUUUCUGCACUAAUCCCUUUUCCAUUUCAUGCCCUUUUCCUCUCUUUUGAUCUCCCUCACUUUCGACCUGCCAAAAUCGUCUCUGUUUUCGAGUCUUCCAUCUGCAACCCCUUUAAGAUUGUGAGAUGACAGAUACAGAAUAUGGAGUCCUUAUGUUCAAGCCUCUUUAAGAUUUGAUAAAAACAGUGCUAGUUGUAUAUUUUAUAUUUUUACUUUGACUAAAAUUGGUUGAUAAGGUUAAUAAAGGGUAUGACACAGGACAGUUGAUCCUUGGUUGGUGCCGUUGGUGGAAGUUAAAUAGUAUGAAUCCCUUUCUUCCUAGGAAAGAGAUUAGUAGAGUAGGUAGCUUAGUGAAUUGAUCAUAUUGAAAACAAUGAAAAGUGAUUUAAUUGAUGAUAUAGAAAAGUUUCUUGGUUCAAUUCUCCACCUUGAUGAUAGAAAAAAGGAUUAAUCUUGGUUAUCGAAGUAUGCUGUUAGAGGCAGUGUUCUAUUUUGUGCAUGGCUUAGUAUGAUUGUUGUCGAAAAAGAUAAUUUUAUAUCCGAGAUUUAAACCCAUUUUCGUUUGGCUUGAGCUCUCUUUGUGCCUUAACGUGGGAUUACUCUGAUUAUAAGAGGCAACUGCAUCAUUCCUCUUACGUAUUUUGAGCAUUGAUGUAGGAAUGUGAUUGAUGGUAAGUUUUUCCCUUUUUAAGGGAAUUGGACAAUGGACAAGUUGAAGACAAAUUUUUUAUUUAGCACUUAGAUUUCCAAAUACUUAAUCAAGGUAUCAACUCUUGUUAGAGUGGUAUGCUUCGACUGCUUUACUCAGCUGUUCUUUUCUUCUAUUCCAUGAUUGUCUUUUUGUUCUGAUCUGUUAUGUAUUGGUUUUUUCCUUUUAUGCAUUGUGAUAUGACUUCGGAGAUGUUGCAAGUGGACUUGUGUAGGGAGGGCUACGUGUUUAGUUUAUAAUUUUGGAACCUAGUAUUUUUAUGGAAGGUUUUUUUAAUCGGUAAGCAAGAUUUUAUUGAUCAAACGAAUAAGCAAGAGCCCAAGUAUACGGGACAUAUACAAGAGCAUUCAUGCCUAAGCGUGCUAGUUUAGAGAUACAAGGAAUUUAUGCUGCUAGGCACGCAAUGAAAAUCAAUUACAACCUCCGUGAAGGGAGUACAGUACUGAAAAAUAGAUUUCAUUGCCCAUACAUUGACCGCACUUGAUCUUUGAAACUUCUUUCGUUCCUCUCCCUUCAAGUAUACCAUCUUAAACAUAUUAUGGGUACAAUCUUUCAAAUUGUCCAGAUCUGAGAGUUACCCUGAAUGGCUUAAUGAAAAGCUAUGGAUAACAUGAAAUUUCAGUUUCUGUUUUUGUGAAAUGACAUUAAGGCUCUUAUUACCCUUACACAUAUGCAGAAAGUCCAUGUAUGAGCUUCCUCUUGUAAUAAUAUAUUUCGGGCAGGACCAACUUGGUUGAUCCUUUUAUAUUAGGCCCAUUGUGUCAACUUGAAUCCCUCAUGUUGUCUAAAGAAAAGGUUUCAAGUGAAGAUUCUUCAUCUUCAUUUGAAACUCAUACUUCCAACAUCAUGCCAACGUGCAUUUGUGGGUCAGCCGCAAAACUUAGAACAUCGAAUACGCUGAGGAAUCCGGGCCGAUCAUUCUUUGGGUGUUCAAAAUAUAAUACGAAGGGGUUACCCCACUGCAACUAUUUCAAAUGGGCAGAUAGACGUCAUGAGAUAGAUAAAGAAAUUGAAAACAUUGAUUUUCAGAUGUCUAGGAAGGAGGAAGAGCUGAUUGAAACUCCGGCAGCUCUUCGUCAAAUUGAGGAAGAAGUUCGAUCACGAGAGGAAGAGUUCAGACAAACCAAGGAAGAGGUUCAAAAUGCCAUGAAAGAGGUUCGAAUUGCAUUGGAACAAGUUCGAAGUGCCUUGGAAGAGGUUCGAGAAAUAGAGGCUGAAAUUGUGAAGAGGGAGUCCGUAGUCUGGCGUCAAUGCAAACUUCUAAGGGUGUAUUGUAUAAUUUGUAUUAUAUUUUAUUUGUACUUUAUACGAGCACAGUGAAUAUCCUCUUAUCGUAAAACUUAGUGUAUAAUUUUGAGGACUUGGAGACUUUCUGCUUUAGAACUGAAAUUUGGAUACACCAAUAUGUACAAGAAUUAGAGUUCCGAAUUUUGAGGACUUGGGACAACAAAAUUGAACAUUGGCUAGUGAUCCACCUCUAAUGUUAUAUCUGAUUGUGUACUU
Messenger RNA from Carya illinoinensis, 2706 nucleotides. RefSeq lists its product as uncharacterized. NCBI's taxonomy places the organism in Eukaryota, Viridiplantae, Streptophyta, Magnoliopsida, Fagales, Juglandaceae. The coding region runs from base 1981 to 2523 and encodes 180 amino acids. The record is from RefSeq and is a predicted model, not a curated record. Gene Ontology annotation, molecular function: zinc ion binding. The transcript has 2 exons.